GUCGUUAAUAUGUCUGCAAAUGAAGAGGUGUCUAUUGGUGUCAUUGUUCUGUUGUCAGUCAUCGCUUUCUUGGGAUUUAUCGGCAAUAUUUUGGUUUGCUACAUUAUUGCGUUCACACCAAAAAUGCGGAAUGUGACGUCACUUUUUAUUGUCAACUUAGCCGUGUGUGACAUACUUUACUCAGGACUGAGUAUGCCACUCAAAUUAAUCUCAAUGGUUAACAAUCAACAGUGGACUCUUGGAAAUGCUGGCUGUAAAAUUGUGAUGUCAUCGCCACUUUGUUGUAUUGCCAGUUCCAUCUACACCAUGAUCGUUAUUGCUCAUGAAAGACGUGUUGUCAUUUUGGGAGGAUUGAAUAACAACAGCAUGACGAUGAGACAAGCUAAAAUAGCAAUUGUAAUAAUCUGGAUUACAUCCCUUGCAGUUUCCGCACCUCAGAUGUACGAAUAUUCAACGUAUGAAAAAAUUGUCUUGAACAAUCCGUUAGAGCACGUGUCCCAAUCUAGUUCUGAUGAAACAAUGAAUAACACCAUGUGGGACAAUCUAACUGAGUCUGACGCGGGAGGAGCAGCCAAUGAAGAAAUACCUGAAAAUAAACCACUUAUAAUUGGUGGUGGGUCGUCAGAAGAAAUUAUACUACCAGAAAAUUUUACUGAUUACCAUUUUGAAACAUCUUGCGGUUCACAUGGCAUUCCAGACAUGUUUGAAGAAGUUUACUCCAUUUGUAUAUUUGUUAUUGGAUACCUAAUUCCACUUAUCAUUAUAUCUGUCAACUAUAUCCUGAUUGUGAGGUACAUUUGGAAGACGUCACAUGCCCUUACCAAAGAAGGUGGAACAAGUGCAGUGUCUAAGAAUAAAGUAAAAAUCAUUAAGAUGAUGAUGACUGUGGUAGUGGUUUUUGCUGUUUGCUGGGCGCCAUUUUUUGCCCUUUUCGUCAGAGAGGAGGUUUUGGGCCAGGAUAAUAGUGGUGAUUCCGGAUCCGUUUUUCAUUCUAUAAAGCUAACAUUCGCUGCGCUGAGUACAAUCUCCAACCCCAUUAUAUACGCCAUGUUCAAUAAAACAUUCCGUGAAGGUUAUCGGAGAAUAUUUCAUUGUAAACUGGGCAGAGCAAACAGAGUAGAAACUACCGGAGAGGGAGCAUCAAUAACAUUAUCAGCACAAGGGUCUACGUCAUAG
Saccoglossus kowalevskii is the source of this 1176-nucleotide messenger RNA. RefSeq names its product G protein-coupled receptor 83-like. NCBI's taxonomy places the organism in Eukaryota, Metazoa, Hemichordata, Enteropneusta, Harrimaniidae. Gene Ontology annotation, biological process: G protein-coupled receptor signaling pathway. The record is from RefSeq and is a predicted model, not a curated record. Gene Ontology annotation, molecular function: G protein-coupled receptor activity. Gene Ontology annotation, cellular component: plasma membrane.